UUCUGCCAGUUCUGGCCACCUCCCUUCCUCUGGAACGUGCUGAUUUCAGCAAGUCCAGCUCUGUCAGUUCUGUCCCCUGAGUCUGUUGGUUUCUGGUCAUCUUAUAAUACUUUGGCUGCACUCAGGACCUGUCUUUGUCCCUCCUCUUAACAUACUUGCAGCCAAAACUAAAUAUUGCUGCUUGGGGGGCCUCCUCCCAGCCUUAAAUUUCAGCUCAUCGUCUUCGGCUGCGUUGGUCAUGGCUCUGCUAUUCUCCUUGAUUCUCACCGUUUGCAUCAGACCUGGAUUCCUAGAGUCUCCAUCUAGAGUGAGGCUGGUGGAGGGCCCCCACCGCUGUGAAGGGCGGGUAGAGGUGCAAAAGAAAGGCCAGUGGGGCACUGUGUGUGAUGACGGCUGGGACAAAAACGAGGUGGCUGUGUUGUGCCGGGAGCUGGGCUGUGGAGAUGCCAACGGAACACCCAGCGGUUAUUUAUAUGGGCCACCAGCAGAAAAAGAACAAGCGGUCCUCAUCCAAGAGAUCAGAUGCACAGGAACAGAAGAUACAUUGGCUCAAUGUGAGCAAGAAGCAGCUUAUGAUUGUUCACAUGAUAAAGAUGCCGGGGCCUCGUGUGAGAACCCAGAAAGCUCUUUCUCCCCAGUCCCAGAGAACAUCAGGCUGGCUGAUGGCCCUGGGCACUGCAAGGGACGCGUGGAAGUGAAGCACCAGGACCAGUGGUAUAGCAUGUGCCAGUCAGACUGGAGCCUCCGGACCGCAAAGGUGGUGUGCCGGCAGCUGGGAUGUGGGAGGGCUGUACUGACGAAGAAACGCUGCCACAAGCCUGCCCAGGGCCGAAGACCCAUCUGGCUGAGCCAGAUGUUAUGCUCAGGACGAGAAGCAACCCUUCAGAAUUGCCCUUCUCGGCCUUGGGGGAGUAACAGCUGCAACCAUGAUGGAGACACAUGGGUUGAAUGCGAAGAUGCCUUUGCCUUGAGACUAGUAGGAGGAGGAGACAAGUUAUGCUCUGGGCGACUGGAGGUGCUGCACAAGGGUGUGUGGGGCUCCGUCUGUGACGAUGGUUGGGGAGAAAAGGAGGACCAGGUGGUAUGCAAGCAACUGGGCUGUGGGCAGUCCCUCUGUCCCUCCUUCAAAGACCGGAAAAGCCAUGGCCCUGGGGUCGGCCGCAUCUGGCUGGAUGAUGUGCAUUGCUCAGGAGAGGAGCAGUCCCUGGAGCAGUGCCAGCACAGAUUUUGGGGGUAUCACGACUGCACCCACCAGGAAGAUGUGGCUGUCAUCUGCUCAGAAUAGUAUCCUGGCGUUCUCCAUGCUUGACCUGGCCCCACUGGUCCUGCCUGCCCCCUGCUUGUUCUCCUGGGCCCUGAUUAUUCUCGUCCUCAUGCUGGGCCUAAGGCUUGAGCCACUACUCCCUCAUCCACUCAGGAUUCUGAACACUGGGCUUAUGCCUUGCUCUCAGUGACAAACAUCCCCCGUUGCUGCCUGUGGAUGUGAGCUGUUGAGUUACUCUUGCUGGGGAAAUGAGCUUCCAGGUAUCCUGAGCUCACCCCUGACCCUUUGGCAUUGGUUCUGGCCUCUCCAGCCUCUUCCCAAGCUGCUUGGAAUCCUCAGGCCUGUCACUUUGACCGGAAGUACAGAUCAUUACUGAGGCAAGGUCUGUGUCUGUAACCAACAUGUGAGGAAUGAAACAAUGAGAGGAACAUUUGAAAGGAAAUGUGAUGGCCGGUCGCGGUGGCUCAAGCCUGUAAUCCCAGCACUUUGGGAGGCUGAGGCGGGUGGAUCACGAGGUCAAGAGAUCGAGACCAUCCUGGUCAACAUGGUGAAACCCCGUCUCUACUAAAAGUACAGAAAAUUAGCUGGGCAUGGUGGCGCGUGCCUGUAAUCCCAGCUACUCGGGAGGCUGAGGCAGGAGAAUUGCCUGAACCCAGGAGGCGGAGGUUGCGGUGAGCCGAGAUGGCGCCAUUGCACUCCAGCCUGGGUAACAAGAGCAAAACUCGGUCUUGAAAAAAAUAAAAAAGAAAGGAAAUGUGGGUAGACAAUUUCCUGAAACUUGGGGGAAAGCUUAGAAUCAUUUUGAUUGAACUUCUUUUUUUUUUUUUUCUUCAGGCUUAAGGUAAUCACAACAGUAACACUGAACUAUUCUGCUGUUUCUUUGUGUAGGUAGACUAUUCUUUCAGGAGCAGAGGAGUGUCCUAUAAUCCUAGACCUUUGCAUGACACUUACAAAAUGAUGUUUCAUCCUCUGAUUGCCCCAGUACAAAUUUGUGUUUUUCAUCCCUAUACAACAUGCUCACAUGGUUGACAUUUAACAAGAGGAAUGUCAAAAAGACACUUUAUUCCAAGAAAUAUAUAUUGGUUACUGGGAAAAGGUCAAGCAAGAGGCAGAGAGAGGUCAGGGAGGGCUAAAGGUGUGUCUUAUGCCAAGAAGAAAACAUCGUUUUCACUUUCUCAGCUGAGACUUUGGGGCCUGUAAGCCUGAGGCAAGACGGAAUAAUACUAAAGAGAGAAUCAAGAUUUGAUUGUAAAAAUUGACUUUAGACUCUGAAUCUAGGCUGAGUACUCAUCAUAUGGCUACAUUUACACAUUUACACUUGCCAAAUAAAUCAGAUUUCACAGUCUGGACA
This is a messenger RNA of Callithrix jacchus (white-tufted-ear marmoset), 2615 nucleotides long. RefSeq names its product CD5 molecule like (gene CD5L). Gene Ontology annotation, cellular component: plasma membrane. The record is from RefSeq and is a predicted model, not a curated record. Gene Ontology annotation, biological process: zymogen activation. NCBI's taxonomy places the organism in Eukaryota, Metazoa, Chordata, Mammalia, Primates, Cebidae. Gene Ontology annotation, molecular function: serine-type endopeptidase activity.